Molecule: messenger RNA, 1830 nt
Organism: Arachis ipaensis
Lineage: Eukaryota; Viridiplantae; Streptophyta; Magnoliopsida; Fabales; Fabaceae
Source: RefSeq, a predicted model, not a curated record
AUGGAAAAUAUUGUAAAUUUGCGAAUGUAUUAUAACGAGUUGCAAAAUGGGCUUAGUAAUAACAUUCAAAGCCAUAUUUUGAAAAGGGUGAGUAACAUUUUAUAUAGGAAUCCUGUACAAGUAUUUAGUGGGCUGAUACAGUUUCAAAGAAUGCCCAUCACUGACGAUGCCAAUUGGGAGGAAGAUAAUAAUGACAGUGAAGAGGAGUUUGAAUCCAACUAUGAAGUCGAUGAUGAAAAUGAUAACGGAGACUUGGCAGGCAAUCCGGCGGUGCAAAAUGAAGCGGAUGCGAUUGUAAGCCAGCACCCGUUUGGUAUUCCGUCUUUUAUGCGGACUCUAGAUCUCGAAGUCAUGCAUGCCCCGGAAUUUUCUGAGUAUGCGAAUAUGGGUGAAGGCAAUGCUGCGGCAGAAGAUGGUGAGUUUAGUGUCGGAAUGGAAUUUGGUCUGAGAGAAUCGAUAUUCUAUGUGAAAUGCAAGGGUUAUGGUGCAGGUUGUGAUUGGCUUAUCCGGGCUAGCUUGAUUCAAAAGAAAGCUUGUUGGGAGAUCAGAAGAUACAAUGGCAAACACACGUACACCAUGAACACGAUUUCGCAAGAUCAUGCCAAGUUGGACUCACACAUAAUUGCAGAGGCUAUUAGGUCGUUAGUCGAAGUAGACCCGUCGAUAAAGGUGAAGUCUAUUAUUGCAGAAAUUCCAUCCAGGUUCAACUACACUGUAAGUUACCGCAAGGCUUGGUUGGCAAAGCAGAAAUCUGUCGCAAAAGUUUUCGGUGAUUGGGAAGUUUCUUACCAGACUCUGCCAGUAUGGUUGAAAGCAAUGACUGUGAAGAUGCCAAGGUCUCAUGUGCAAAUUAAAACGCUUCCCUUUUACCGUGAGAGUGAGGAGGUUCAAGGUGUAAGAGUACUGCACCGCAUUUUUUGGAGCUUCUAUCCAUGUAUUGUAGCAUUUAGACACUGCAAGUCACUAGUGCAGGUUGAUGGCACGCACCUGUACGGUGAAUAUAAAUGUGCACUUCUGGUUGCGGUUGCACAAGAUGGGAACCAAAACAUUGUCCCCAUUGCAUUUGCCAUAGUCGAGGGUGAGACAACAGACGCAUGGGAGUUUUUCUUGACCAAUUUACGGAAAUAUGUUGUUACCAUUAAUGGUGUGGGCAUUAUUUCUAACCGCCAUACCUCUAUCGAUGCUGCAGUAGCUCACAGUAAUGGUGCAUGGUCACCACCAAGAGCGUGGCACAUGUACUGCAUCAAGCACAUCGAGUCCAACUUCUUAAGGAGGUUCAAGGCUCCGUAUUUGCAUAAACUAGUGGUUAACAUAGGCUAUUCUAGGACGGAACAGGAGUACAACAAAAACUACCAGAGACUUAAAGAGCGGGGUGAGGGGUCAUCAUUGGGACAUAUGACGACAAACUUAGUAGAGUGCAUAAAUUCUAUCAUGAAGGGUGCACGCAACCUUCCUGUGACUGCCAUUGUUAGGUCUACUUUCUAUCGGCUGAAUGAAUUGUUUACUCAGAAGAGCGCCGAGGCUCAUGAGCGUGUCCACAACGGAUUCACGCGCAAUGAGAUGUUUGAGGUUCGGGAAAUGCAAGAUGGUUCUGUUUACGCUGUUAACCUUGCGCAACGACACUGCGACUGUGGCCAUUUCCAGGUCGAGCGACUCCCAUGUCGCCACGCUCUUGCAUGUUGCGCUAACCAGCGUCUUGAUUGGCAAGUAUAUGUGCACGACGUGUACAAGAUGUCUGAAAUUUGCAAGGUAUACAGAGGCGAGUUUGUUCCGAUGGGUAACCCAUCUACGUGGGAUAGAUAUGAAGGAGCGAAUGUGAUCGCCAACUGA